This is a messenger RNA of Plutella xylostella (diamondback moth), 1702 nucleotides long. Its product is annotated as ADP/ATP translocase 2. Lineage: Eukaryota; Metazoa; Arthropoda; Insecta; Lepidoptera; Plutellidae. Gene Ontology annotation, biological process: mitochondrial ADP transmembrane transport; mitochondrial ATP transmembrane transport; negative regulation of mitochondrial outer membrane permeabilization involved in apoptotic signaling pathway. The record is from RefSeq and is a predicted model, not a curated record. Gene Ontology annotation, cellular component: mitochondrial inner membrane. Gene Ontology annotation, molecular function: ATP:ADP antiporter activity.
GCGCAGACACCAUCCAGUUCCAUAGUAGCCCUCCAUCACGACAUUACUUCAUAUCUCCUCAAAUAGGAGUUCGUAAUUCGUGAAACGACCAAACCAGUUCCAACUUAUCGACCACAUACACCAAGUUCCAGAAGAAAAUCUUCAAAAUGUCGAACCUUGCUGACCCUACCGCCUUCGUCAAAGACUUUCUCGCUGGAGGAAUCUCUGCGGCUGUCUCCAAGACCGCUGUGGCCCCGAUCGAGAGAGUCAAGCUGCUGCUCCAGGUCCAACAUGUGAGCAAACAGAUCGCAGAGAAGGACCGCUACAAAGGUAUCGUCGAUGCCUUCGUCCGUAUCCCUAAGGAGCAGGGGUUCUCCUCCUUCUGGAGGGGAAACAUGGCCAACGUCAUCAGGUACUUCCCAACGCAAGCGCUGAAUUUCGCUUUCAAGGACAAAUACAAGCAGGUAUUCCUCGGCGGAGUGGACAAGCACACGCAAUUCUGGAGGUACUUCGCCGGAAACCUGGCAUCAGGCGGCGCCGCUGGAGCCACGUCUCUCUGCUUCGUGUACCCUCUGGACUUCGCAAGAACGCGACUAGCAGCUGAUGUGAGCAAGGGGGGUAAAGACGGCGCUAGAGAAUUCAGCGGUUUGGGCAACUGCUUGAGCAAAGUCUUCAAAUCCGACGGCUUGACCGGCCUGUACAGAGGUUUCGGUGUGUCGGUCCAAGGCAUCAUCAUCUACCGAGCGUCGUACUUCGGGCUUUACGACACGGCUAGAGGCAUGCUGCCUGACCCGAAGAACACUCCCCUGGUCAUCAGCUGGGCUAUAGCGCAGGCUGUGACCACAGUUUCAGGCAUCGUGUCGUAUCCCUUCGACACGGUAAGGCGGCGAAUGAUGAUGCAGUCUGGGCGCGCUAAGGCCGAUAUUUUGUACACUGGAACCAUCCAUUGCUGGGCUACUAUUGCGAAGACGGAAGGAGGUUCGGCCUUCUUCAAGGGGGCUUUCUCGAACGUUCUGCGAGGAACCGGUGGUGCUUUCGUGCUUGUCUUAUACGAUGAGAUCAAGAAUCUGCUGUGAGUUAGCUAACAGUUAUGUUUAUAGGUAUUUUCGGACAAGAUAAUUAUCUGUUCUUCAAUACAAUUUCUUUGAAGUGCAACAGUCGUAUCUGUUACGGAUGCGUAAUGUAUUAAUUAUCCGUUGAUUUUAGUGCAUAAUAAUAUGUUAUUAUUGUGAUGUAAUUCCAUCCAUCAUUCAUUAUCUUGUGUACUUUUGAAAGACCUAUUUUAGUUUUCCCUUUUUUCGUUUGUGAUCCGUCACUUUUCUGACAUGUUUGCCUAUUUCAUCAUAAUCGUCUACAUCUUUAAAGGUCACGGAAUAUUUUUUUACUGACAGAUUUACUUCCAUAAUUCCUUCUUUUAGCAUAACGUUUAUAUUAUGUAUAUGUUAUAAGUUUUUGAAAUCUAUAGUUAAAUUAUUCAUACAUUUUUGAAAGACAGUCUCAGCCAGGUAUACUGUUGGAGUAAUCAUUAGAAUUUAAUUUUGCUUUGUCCUGUACAAAGAAUAAGACGUUUAUUAAUGAUAACUUCAACGGUAUACCUCGUUUAGUCUGUUCCAUAUUUUUUUUAGUUAAAAAGAAAAUGUUUUUCUCUUUAACUGAAGAACCCUGUAAAUACUGAACCAGUUUCAUAGUGACAAUUCCGAGAAAAAUAAAGAUAAUGAACUUA